UAUUGGAAACUAUUUUUGUACUGCGCUCUAGCGUAACGAGUUAUUUAGCUAAUGAAAAACAAACAUUUGACCGUUAACGCUCGUGCGUGGUUUAAUUCAUUUACAAUUAAUAAUUAACAAUACCUAUAUUACUAUAUUAACGUUUUUAAAAACUAACGACACAAUGGAUUUGGAUAGAUCUGAAAUGAGUGCGGACGAGUAUUACGUGACGGCGCUUCAAAUAUUUCAUUAUUGUGGCGCCGAGAGCGCGAGCACGCUUCGUGUUGACAGUUUGAUGGACAAAUUCGCACCUUUCGUAAAAACUAACAAGGCUGAAUUUAGCUUUUUAAAAUCUUUACUAGAUCCUGAUGAUGAAAAUCCAGAAAUUGAUGUAUCAAUGUUAGCCAAAACCCUACAAAAGUACACUGAAAACCAGAAGUCUAAAGCUGACUUGGAUGAAAGUUUCAACCUGAAGAGCGGUGCUCCACAGGAUUCUGAUUCCGGCAUAUCUACAGAUGGAUCUCAGUUGCUGGAAGACCUGCAGUGUGAGCUCCGGGAGAAAGCUCACCUGGCCCACCAGCUGCGGUCUCAACUAGACUUCACGGACAGACAGCAUGAGGAAGCCCUUGCAGCGCUCACUGCUGAAAGGGAUGCGCUGAGGACACAUCUUAACAUGUUGCGCGAGGAAAACGCGUCGCUGUCGCAGGCUCGACGUGACUAUGAGGAAGCAAGCGAGCGGCUGUGUGGCAGCGAACGCGCGCUGGAGGAGACGCGCCGGGAACUGGACACCAUCAAACGACGCUCCAAGGCCAUGCUGGAACAAGUCAAUACAUUGGAGAAUGAGAAACUUACCCUACAAGAGCUACUAGCAAAAUCCAAAGCGGAUUGUCACCGUAUAAACGAGAUGUACGCGGCGCGACAGUCAGCGCUGCUGGAGCAGAACGAGACAUUGAAGUCUGAACAUGCUGACCUGGCUGCCAGGCUGCAGGACCAGGAUGAAUUCGUGCAACAAAUGAUUAAGGAGAAGGUCCUUCUCGAAAUGGAGCUGAAGGAUGUUCUGAACAAGUCGAAUCAGACACAACUACGUUUGGACCGCAGCAUCGACAUCAGUUACACAGAGGAACAAAUGUUAACCGCACUUGACAGUCUUAAUGCUGACACUAGGUUCUCAUCAGACACGGAGUCGGUGGCGACACAGGUGGACGUGCCUUGUAUUGAAUGUGAGAAACGAAACGCCGUUGUACCGCAUCGCAGUCUUAGAAAAUUCUUUUGGGAGCCACUCAAGUGCCUGUUCCAACUCUUCGCGGUGGUGUGCUUCAUCUGCGCUAUAUCAGUGCUAUACGGGGUGUCCCGUCGAAGCCCCACAGCCUGUCCCCGCGAGCCCCUGCCCUGGAGGUGGAUGGAUGCUCAAGACAUCAUGGACUUACUCCUCAGGAUAGAAUAUGUCGCUGAUGUACCUAUGUGAGCCUACAUAGCUGAUCUGGUACCGAUAUUUUGAGUUAUAUUAGGUUGUGUUUUU
Spodoptera exigua (beet armyworm) is the source of this 1498-nucleotide messenger RNA. NCBI's taxonomy places the organism in Eukaryota, Metazoa, Arthropoda, Insecta, Lepidoptera, Noctuidae. The record is from the annotation of a GenBank genome assembly.